This is a messenger RNA of Ylistrum balloti, 855 nucleotides long. RefSeq names its product O-methyltransferase MdmC-like. Lineage: Eukaryota; Metazoa; Mollusca; Bivalvia; Pectinida; Pectinidae. The transcript has 6 exons. The record is from RefSeq and is a predicted model, not a curated record. Bases 1 to 855 code for a protein of 284 amino acids. Gene Ontology annotation, molecular function: O-methyltransferase activity; S-adenosylmethionine-dependent methyltransferase activity.
AUGACAUCUUCCGUUACAAACUAUAGUUUGAGCCAUCCUGUUCUGCGUUACCUUCUAAACUUACAAGAGUCGGCGAAGGUCAAAGGGGUUCCGGAGGACAUUCAGACACAAAUACAAACUUGUAUCGACUGUAUUAUUGCACGAGAUGACUAUUGUGAAGAUAUAUCUAGUCCCGCAAGUGAGGCUAUGGGUAUCCUCAUCGAAGAGACUAAAAACCAUCCCUGGCAGCAGGCAUACAACGGCGGCAAGAUACAGUACCAAGUAUCGCCUAUGAUGCUUUCCGGAGCACUGGAAGGUUCCUUCCUAAAGAUGCUAACAGGCAUGUCAAAUGCCAAACGAGUCCUCGAAGUCGGUCUCUUUACCGGAUGUGGCGCACUUGCCAUGGCAGAGGCACUUCCGGCUGAUGGAAAAGUUAUCACAUGUGAGAUAGAGGAGUAUGUUGCAGACGUUGCCAGGAAAUUGAUUGACCAAUCACAACACGGAAAGAAGAUCGAUAUAAUGAUAGGUCCUGCUACAGAGAGUCUUCAACAACUGGCUAAAGAACGACAUCAGUUUGACAUUAUUUUCAUUGACGCAAACAAGGAAGGUUAUACCGACUACUAUAAGAUAAUCAUGGACCACGAUAUGCUGACAUCGGAAGGCACUAUACUGAUAGACAACGCCUUACACGGGGGCCGGACUUACUUAUCCACUGAAAAGCUACUGAUCCCGAAAUGUCAGAACACAGACUGUCACAUGAUGAGUGAUUUUAACAACUAUGUUUAUAAUGAUAAUAGGGUUUCCCAGGUGAUGGUCCCCAUCCGUGACGGGGUGAUGGUCAUCAGGAGGAAGGAGGCAUUCGAGGGACAGGCCUAG